Messenger RNA from Ceratosolen solmsi marchali, 2264 nucleotides. RefSeq names its product EF-hand domain-containing protein 1. Gene Ontology annotation, molecular function: alpha-tubulin binding. The coding region runs from base 505 to 2151 and encodes 548 amino acids. Lineage: Eukaryota; Metazoa; Arthropoda; Insecta; Hymenoptera; Agaonidae. The record is from RefSeq and is a predicted model, not a curated record. The transcript is spliced from 5 exons. Gene Ontology annotation, cellular component: axoneme; mitotic spindle. Gene Ontology annotation, biological process: mitotic cytokinesis; cilium-dependent cell motility; mitotic spindle organization.
UUAAAUUUUUCAUUAAAUUACUUAAAUAAUACAUUCAUAUAAAUAUUUACGUAAAGUCUGUGCUUUACAAGCGUAUUAUUACAAUGAUCUAACUAUGUAUUGUCAUGGUGAUUAAUGUCGUGAUUGAUUCUUACGCAAAUAAUUGCUUCAUGCUUAUGAAGUUUCGUUUAUUAUCGAUAGUACAAGAUUCAGCGUCAGUAAUCGAUUCACCAAUCCAGAUGUUAUUAUUAUAUAACCGUUGCUGAUAUUGUGCAGCGUUUCGCGUCGUUAAGAAGAAUUAAUUGUCAUAACAACGUGAUUCGGCGGGCAUUGCGAGUGCAAGUACGUUUCCUUCUCUGGAUGUUUUUAGGAAUCAAUAUAGUGCAGUUGUUAUAGAGAUGGCGAUGACGAGCCGACGUGAAUUGAAGCAAUGUUUGAUUCAAUACAAUAAACAAUGAAAUUUUAUUUUUUCAAUAAAGUGCUUACAUCCGAAGUUUUUGUUACUGUGAUUUAAUAUUAUAUUGGAUGUCUUAUCUUGUUGAUAUGGAAAGUUUACCACUAUUACCGGGCUAUACAUUUUCAAACUGCAAUUCUACGUCAAAAGAUUAUAAGCUGAAGCAGAAAUUGAAAUUCUUAAAUGGAUUUCGAGUAAUUCAUGACUACAAUGGUACUGAAGAUUUCUUAAGUAAUGUUAAAUUGGCUGAAUACGAUCCAAAAUUUACGUAUGGUCAUCGGAAGGACAUCAACAAGGAAGAGUGGCAAAUCUUCCUUCCGAAACAUGUAAUCUUUGCUCAACAAUGUCUCAAAUUUGAGGCAUACUUUAAGCAAAGCACCUUCGGCUCUGACAACGAGUGUUACCGUGUACGACGUGUCAACAUUUUCUUUUAUCUUGAAGAUGAUACGAUGGCAGUUAUAGAACCACCAGUGAAAAAUGUCGGCUUCAAGCAGGGAAAAUUAGUCAGCCGGGGUAAAAUACUCAAGUCGAAGAAGCCGCUCACGUAUUAUCAUUGGAAGGAUCUGAACAUUGGUUUGGACAUCGGCAUUUACGGCGUAGUUUAUCACAUUAUUAAUUGCGACCUGUUCAGCCGUAAUUUCCUCAAUCGUCAAGGCAUCGACGUUCCCGAGGGUCAAAACAUGCCCCCAGAUCCAUAUAUACAUAAUCGCACUUGGAAAGAAUCAUUAGAAUAUCGCUAUGCAUCAACGAAAGAUAAAGCAAAUGCACUCGUUGAUGAUCAGCGCUACCGUUUUCUCGAAUAUGAUCGUAUGGUUCUGUCGUUUGAGGCUAUAUGGAAUAAUGAUUUAUAUAAAAUACAAUAUUACUUGUCGGAUAAUACAAUUGCAAUAUUCGUACUUAGACAUCCGAAUGAGUCAAAAAAAAUAGGUGGCAGUAUGUUGCUGAAAAGAACUAAAGUCCCUAAGAAUUGGAAAGAUCUACCUUCAACAUAUCCAAGGAUUUACGCAGAGAAGACGGAGGCGGAUGUUAGUGAAUACUAUGCGCCAAGUGAUCUACAGGUUGGCGAGACAAUUUUCAUCUUUGGUCGACGUUUCUUACUGUAUGAUUGUGAUCUUUUCACACGCAAAUACUAUUCGGAUAUGCUGAGAAUCGAGCAGCCAGAGCGAAUAAAUUUACCCGACAAAGUUUCGAAUGUAUAUCCAGAGAGAACACCAAAGUCUAUCGAUUUAAAAUCUGACAAUAAUAAUCAAAAUGUUAUUCGCAAGCUCUACCAUUUCCCAAAAAAGCUGCGCUAUACAUUGACAAUGGAUGUCGUGCAUCCAGAAGACGAGGGUCGUGAAUUCAUUCUCGAGUACAGUUUAGCUGAUGGCUCGAUUCGGAUAAUUGAGCGUUAUCAGUGUAAUUCCGGUCGGAUUCCUGGGUGCUUUUUAAAUUGGAUAUGUGUCCCAAAGCCGGAUAAUACGGAAUAUUAUACCCCCAAUGAUUUUCGCAUUGGUGAUAAAAUAAAUAUCCUUGGGCACUGGUUCAUUAUUACGGGUACGGAGCUUUUCGUGUACAAUUACGUAUUGAGUAAUCCGGAGAAAUUUGAUGAAAGCGUCCGGCAGAGUAUCGAAGGGUAUUUGAAACAACAAGGUUUAAUCGACGAACCCAAACAUUGUGACGAAGCCGAACCUGAUAAAAUAACAAAUGAAUCGAAUAAAACGAAUGAAACGAAAUAAAAUCUUCUCACAAAUACUUCUAAUUCAAGUGACCGAAAGAUAACGCUUUAGUAAUGUGUAUCAUCAUGCCUAACAACAGUGAAAUAUUAUCCUACAUAAUUAAUUUUGGCUUA